Messenger RNA from Debaryomyces fabryi, 1674 nucleotides. It is a transcript of the gene PRC3, whose product is annotated as carboxypeptidase C. The transcript has a single exon. Gene Ontology annotation, biological process: proteolysis. The record is from RefSeq and is a predicted model, not a curated record. The coding region runs from base 1 to 1674 and encodes 557 amino acids. Gene Ontology annotation, cellular component: fungal-type vacuole. Gene Ontology annotation, molecular function: serine-type carboxypeptidase activity. Lineage: Eukaryota; Fungi; Ascomycota; Pichiomycetes; Serinales; Debaryomycetaceae.
AUGAAAUUGAGUACGUUAAUAGGGGUUUGGGGGGUUGUAUCGACAUCUGAAGCCUUAUCUUUCGGAAUGCCGUUCAUGAAAGAGAUUAAGCAGUCGGUUUUCAAGGUGGAUGCGGAAAUGGAAGCAAUUGAGCAUGAUAUUCCUAAAGAAUUCGAUUUUUUGGCUGAUCAGAGAAAAAAAUUGGGUAAUAUUAAGGAGAGCUUCGAUGAAGAUGUGGUCUAUGCUUGGAAAGAGAUGCAGAAGAAGUUAUCCCCUCAAAGGUUACAGAAAAAGAUUGAUGAGUAUAAUUCCCAAUUUAAGGUUUCAUCUAAAAAUAUGAACAAUAGGGUUAAAGAAACGUUCAAGUCAUACUCUUCUGGUGACGAUUUUGAGGUUUUGUCAACCGAGAGGUUUGCGGAGCAUACUUUAAGAAUCAAGGAAACGAAUCCCGAGGUUCUUGGUUUAGAUACUGUUAAACAAUAUACCGGGUAUUUGGAUGUCAAUGAUUUGGAUAAGCAUUUUUUCUACUGGUUUUUUGAGUCGAGAAACGAUCCGGAAAAUGAUCCAGUUAUCUUAUGGUUGAACGGAGGCCCGGGGUGUUCGUCAGCCACCGGGUUAUUUUUUGAGUUGGGACCAUCUCUGAUCAAUGCUACAUUACAACCAGAGUAUAAUCCAUACUCUUGGAACUCAAAUGCGUCUGUUAUCUUUUUGGAUCAACCAGUGGGGGUAGGUUACUCAUAUACCAACGGCGAGGAAAUCAAGAGCACUGCAUCUGCCGCUAAAGAUGUAUUCGUAUUCUUGGAAUUAUUCUUUCAGAAGUUUCCACAGUUUGUAAAGAAUCCAUUCCAUAUCGCUGGUGAAUCGUAUGCUGGCCAUUAUAUCCCAAGUUUCGCCAGUGAAAUUAUUAAUCACGCAGACAGGUCGUUUGAAUUAAGUUCUGUAUUGAUCGGAAAUGGUAUUACUGAUUCUCUCAUUCAAUCGGCGUAUUACAAGCCAAUGGCAUGUGGUGAAGGUGGCUACAAACAAGUCGUUACUGAUAAAGAAUGUGAGAGAAUGGAAAAGGACUACCCACGAUGUGCUGCCUUGACAAAGAUCUGUUAUGAUACCCCUAGCGCAUUAACAUGUGUUCCCGCAAAUUUCUAUUGUGAAGAAAGAUUAUUUGGACCAUACCAAAAGACCGGCUUAAACCCUUACGAUAUUAGAACUACAUGCAAGGGUGAUUUGUGUUAUGAAGAUUUGGCGUAUGUGGACGAAUACUUGAACCUCGAUUUCGUGAAGAAUGCAGUUGGUGCCUCGAACAUCGAAAUGUUCAGCAGUUGCGAUGACACCGUAUUUAGGAACUUCUUGUUCAACGGGGAUGGUGCUAAACCAUUCCAGCAAUAUGUAGCUGAAUUACUCGAUAAGAACAUUCCCGUCUUAAUUUAUGCUGGUGACAAGGACUUCAUUUGCAACUGGCUAGGCAACCAUGGCUGGUCUGAUGCUCUAGAAUAUAAUGGCCACGAAGAAUUUGAACUGAAGCCGUUACAGCCAUGGUAUACUUCAGACAAGAAAUUGGCCGGGGAAGUUAAGAACCACGGUAUUUUUACUUUCUUAAGAAUCUACGACGCAGGCCAUAUGGUUCCAUAUGACCAGCCUGCAAGUGCCCUAGACAUGGUCAACAGAUGGAUUCAAGGUGACUAUACCUACGGUUAUUGA